This is a messenger RNA of Truncatella angustata, 2607 nucleotides long. RefSeq lists its product as uncharacterized. The record is from RefSeq and is a predicted model, not a curated record. Bases 1 to 2607 code for a protein of 868 amino acids. The transcript is spliced from 2 exons. Lineage: Eukaryota; Fungi; Ascomycota; Sordariomycetes; Amphisphaeriales; Sporocadaceae.
AUGGCAUAUCGACAAGUCGGUUUCGACGACGAACGGCGUCGCGUUUCUUAUGAAUCGUAUCGGCCGGCCGAGAUUAAAGAUCGCGGACGAGAUAGAGAUCGCGGACGAGAUAGAGAUGGCGACCGGUGGGAUGAUCGUCGAGGUAGCCGUGGUUCCCCAGAGCGCCGCGACAGUCGUUCUUCUGAAAAGGCUAGUGAGCACGAAACCAGGCCCAGAAGGCUGCCUGCACUUAAUACAGAAGCCUCAACAUUCAGCGUACCGACUGGGCCUAGGAAUCCCAGCAUCAAGAAUUCACCGAUAACUCCACGCAACCUCGUUUCGCCAACUCCUGCAUCUGCAACAGACCCAAGCACAAACACCCAGAUGCGAUUUGUCGCUUCAGAAGCCAACCUGCCCGGUAUCUCGACUGACCCUGCUCCGAGUACCGCAAACAUGGCGCCCCCGAAGGCCAGCGAUCCCACCCUGCAGCUAAUGGUUGACGCGCUUUACAAGCAUGGUGAACACGUGCUUUGCAGAUCGAUAUUGGCACCAGAACGAAACAAGAAGAGAACAGAAAUGGAGCAGAGACAUCACGAAGCCAAGAAAUGGCAGGCGAAGGCCAGUGACUUUCCACAGCAGUUGAAUCUCAUCCAAACAGCCAAAGAACGCGAUAAUGCUGAGUACAAAAAGAUCGAUGCAAACUACAAGAUACAGGACGGAAAAUAUAGAGACAGCCUGGAGACUUUGGCUGCGUCUAUUUUGCACGUUACCAAAGCUCGUCAAGAAACACUCGCAUUCCCAGAUCCGAUGCCCUCGAUUGCAGCUCUAGAGACCAAAUUCUCUGCUUGGCAAAAAGAACUGACAGAGGCACGUAGUGAGAUCCAAAAGCUGAAGGUAGACGGCAAGACGUUGCAAGAGGAGAACGAGCAAUUCAAAACAGAGUGCACACAGCUCAAGACGGAGAUCGAGGAAUCCAAUCAUAAGUUGAAUUCACUAGAUGAGCAGGUGAAAUCGUUGGAACUUGAAGGCAAGAAAUCCAGUGAAAAGAUUGAGUCACUCGAAUCAAUUCUUGAAAGGCUACCGAAACCUGCUGAGACGAAAACACUCAAAGCUGAUUUCGUUGAUCUCAAGACGAAACUGGAAAACUUCGCUGCCGAGAGUAUGAAUAAUAAGGGAGACAUCCAAAAUCUCAAAAGCCGUAUAGAGGACAUGAAUUCAGAUUCUAAAAUGACGGCGACGGCACUCCACAAGGAUAUUCUCAAGCUUCAAGAGAGUUCGAAAGCCUCCAUGGAGCACAAAACGAAGUUGCAAAGAGAUAUGAGUUCCAUCCGAUCGGGCUUACAAGAGCUAGAAGGUCGCACAGCUAUGUCGGUUGACUUCGCAAAGGUUAAUCAAAAGGUUGAUCGCCUCUCCACGGAGAUACAACAGAACAAACAGAGUUUACAAGAGUCUCACAACAAACUUGCUCGACACCAGGAUAGUUUGGGCCAGCAAGCCGGCUUCUUGAACCGGGUCGAAAGCUUGGAGUCCCAAAUCUCAAUAUUCAAGAAAGAAUUGGUGGAAGUGAAGGUUAAUGCUGCGAAGGAUGAUGAUGAUUUCGAGAAAAUCCAAGAAGUCGUGGACGGGUGGAACACACUUGACGCGGGUGACCUAAUUCUUGGUCAUAAAAAACAGUUAGAACAUCUUGCGGAGGAGUUCCAAGAGCUCAAAGAUGCUGUCAGUAGCAAAGAGCAUUGUUCACCUCCCCCUUUGAAUGAAAGCUCGAAGAAGGAGACUGAAUAUCUGAAGUCAGUGACACAGCAGACAUGUCAAGACCUUUUGACAUUGAAGGGCCGUGUAGAUGGUAUCGAGCCCUCCAUGAAGGAAAUGGUGCAGAGGACUAUAGCGGAAGGCUGUGAAGCAAUGGUUGAUAUGGUCGAUGACUCGAUUACACGUUUCGAGGGGCUCAGUACGCGUGUUGACACGCUUGAAUCAAGGGGCGUGCAAGCUAGGACCCCGGCGCUCACGCCACAACUUGACUCUCGUGUUAGUCCCUCGACUGUCGAUUCGCAACUCGCGGACAGAGUCAAGGCCAUUGAGGACGAGAAAUACGGGCCAAGUAUACUCCAGCUGUCACAGAAAAUCUCUCACCAUGUCGAAAUGGUUCGUCGUAAUGAGAAAAACAUCAGCGAAGAUCUAGGAAAAGUUGAGACCAAACUACAAGAGGAAGCGGCUGCGCGCAACGACCUGCAGAAGAAAGUUGAAGGUCAACUCGAACAACAGGAGAUGCAAAUGCAGGCCCUUAAUGGUUAUAUCAGCAACAUUAAUACUGGAUCAAUCGCACAGGACAUGGUUCGACAACUGGACGCAUAUGCGCAAAAGCUUGGUCCCAGGAUGGAUGUAGCGACAACCAGAUUAGAUGCCGCCGAUCGGCAGUUCAAAGUGCUGCGGGCAGAGAUGGAAGCAUGGGCACCUCAACAACAACAACAACAACAACAACAACAACAACAACAACAACAGGCUGGCAAACGGCCCGCGUCGCCCCAAACUUAUUUCAACGACAUGAGCAAGAAGAGAAGACUUGAGCCUACUACCGGGGAUACAUCAAGGACAGCGUCGGCACGCAGUGGUUCUGGAGCCUACCGGUAA